Messenger RNA from Hymenoscyphus albidus, 477 nucleotides. NCBI's taxonomy places the organism in Eukaryota, Fungi, Ascomycota, Leotiomycetes, Helotiales, Helotiaceae. The record is from the annotation of a GenBank genome assembly.
AUGUUGCAGGGAAAGGAUGGUGGAAAUGUGGAACGAGAUGGUAGCGUUGUCAAGGCAGAAAGCUCGAGGUCCAAACGAAAAUGGCAGACUGGGGUUGAAGCAGCGGGUACGGAUGUAUGUGAGAAGGAGACGCGCCUACAAUUAUCGGAGGAUAGCGGCAAUCUUGAUUUACCGAUCCGUGUGGAAGAGUUCUCAGAUCCCAACAGUCAUGUGUCAAAAAAGAGAAAAACGAUGUUCAACUCUGAGGAUCCGACCGAGCGUCCCAUUGCUCUCAAACGUCAUCCCACAUGGUUAGAGAACAAAGGAGAGACAUCUAAAGCAACAUCUGAGGGACACGAUAGUGGAUAUACGAACCAAGAUGAUAGGGUUCCUGUGGAAGAGGACAAAGGUAGGGAGGAUGAGGGGAAAGAUGGUGGAAAUAGGGAGCAACAUGAGAGGUUUAUUGAGGAUGAGGGCAAGGAAUUGAAGGGGUUUUAA